Messenger RNA from Coregonus sp. 'balchen', 1343 nucleotides. The record is from the annotation of a GenBank genome assembly. Lineage: Eukaryota; Metazoa; Chordata; Actinopteri; Salmoniformes; Salmonidae.
AUGGGUCGCCACUUUGGAGAUUUGGCCAAGAUCAGGCAUGUGAUUACCUACAGUCUGUCCCCCUUCGAGCAGAGGGCUUUCCCCAAACUACUUCUCCAAAGGAAUCCCCAACGUCUGGAGACGAUUCACAUCAUCCGUCUUCAAAGUUGCUCCCCGUAAGUACUCCCAGAGUUUGGACGUUGGUUUUGAAGAACCAGGCAGGGUGUUCCCUGUUAUCAAACAUCUCCAGCCAAAUUCUGGAUGUAUUUCUGCUCUAGUCUUGAUAAAUAUGGCCUCAUGUAGCCCAAUAUUAGACCACUGAUUUUAAUUAAUUAAUAAGACAAGGUCUAAGGGUGUUCCAUAGAGACAGUGUGUGUGAAGUCAUUGUGCAAUGACUACCUGCUAGCAACAUGUGUCCCGCGUCCCAAGCUACAGCCAUAAUCGGUAGAACGGUUCUGAGUGAACAAGAAACUAUUAUCCAGUUAUCCAGUUUUUAGAUGCUACCCCCCCACUCCCCAAAUGAAAACCAAACAUGGAUUCCAUGUUGUAUUCUCACUUUGUGCGCAAACCAGUCUGUUUCACACCUGUUUGUCUUCAUCCUCCCAAUAUGUGCACCAUGCUGCCUCCGACGGGAAGUAGAGGAAACGUGUGAGCGCAAAGCCAGAACAAAACAUUGCCAUCCAUAUUUUGUUUUGAUUUGGGGAGGGGGGUAGCAUCUAAACUGGAUUUAAUAGUUUAUUUUUCACUGCCCGGGCGACGCAAACUGUGAUUCUCCAAUCGGGAACCGUCUACCGAUUUUAUUGAUGUAGCUUGGUACACAGGACACAUGCUGCUAGCAUGUAGUCAUUGGACCAUGACUUAUCUCGCACGUUGUUGCUAUGGAAUGCCCUUAGACCUCGUCUUAUUAAUUAAUCAGAGGUCUAAUAUUGGGCUAGGCCUCGUGUAGGUAAUGAACAGAUGUGGCUGUUAAGGCUUCUACACACCCAUUUAACUACAACCAACCUAACCAUCUGUGGACAGGUGACAAUCUUCCCAGUGUGUAGUCUUGUUAGAUGUAGUUGGAUAGAUGUGUAGAAGCUUUUAGACUGCUGUUAUGCUUCCUAAAGCCAUGUCCAUUGCGACUUAGUCUACGAGAGUUGGUGCUCUGAGGCACACUGUCUGCCCAUGUUAAAAUCCCUGCAUCGCCUCUUGUAUCUUUCAGUGUACGCCUCCCAAGCCACAUCCCUGUUUUCAGUCGCUAACCCGUCUUCUCCGGUUCUUCUUUUCCAGCAAUGAUCUGCAUGUACCUGACCUACACCUGGGGCAACCAUGUCCACUCGGAAGGAAAGAGGAAGGUCGCUGCCGACUACAAGAAUGAAGAGUGA